CGACUUGUCCCCCCACCAAAAAAAAGAGAGGCCACUGUAACAAUUAGUUCCGCUUUCCCGGAUACUCGAAUCCAUGGUGGACCUCCGGAAUCCUAAUCUCGUAUUGUUCUCAGACAGAGAUUUGCCUAACCAGUACUUCCUAACUCCCGGUCCUGUGCACCAAUGAGGUGUGACUCUUACGAUUCUUUCCCGAGUGGAAAUUUGGACGUCAAUUACUGUUUCCGGGGGGAGCUAAGGCGGCAACGCUUACUUCCGGCAGAGGAAGGCUGUCUGACCCGGGAUGGAAGAGGCGGAGGAGCUGCUCUUGGAGAGGGAGAGACUGCAGUUCACCCCCGAUCCGCUCCUCGGCCGGGACUCAGGAUGGAGCCCUUCCGGAGAAGGUUGUGCACAGGGACUCAAAGACUUACUUCCUGGGACGACCCGAGCCAUCCUCAGUCUAAAGAGCCUCCCCCGGGGCUUGGCCCUUGGCCCCUCACUCGCCGUGGAGCGGUGCUUUGGGAUCUGGUGUGUCGGGGAAUCCUUGCAGCCGGGACUGCUCUGGGGGCCACUGGAAGAAGAGUCUGCCUCGGGGCAGAAGGGCGAUGGAGUGAAAACGAAACAGGAGGACGUGUCACUAGGCCUGUGGGGAGACGUGUGUGCUUGUGAGCAGAGUUCAGGCUGGACCAGUUUGGUGCAGAGAGCCAAGCUGGAGGGUGAGGGGAACGUGGCCCCGGUGCGGAUCAGCGAGAAGCUCCACCUGCAGGUGUACCGAGUUGUGCUGCCAGGUUUUGAGCUGCUGCUGUGGCCCCAGCCUCCCUCUGAGGGCCCAAGCCUCACCCAGCCCAGGCUAGAGGAAGAGGCAGCCAUGGCUGUGACAGAAGUGGAGUGUUCUGUACAACAGGAAGUGGACUUCCCUGGGGAGGAUGCAGCAGAAUCUCGCACAGAUCCUGGUCACCAGUCACCCCUAAGCAUUCAGACAGACAGUAUGGUGAGCCCUGAACUUAAGCCCCAAAACCAGGACCAGGUUUCCAAGGAGAGGCAGCCACUUGGCCCAUCAUCUCAGGAUGGCAGCGUGGACGAGGAGGACCCACCCCAGACACAGAUGUGUCUGGAAGUUCAGAGCAGCUCUGCUCCCCGGCAGGGCCCUGAGAGCAGUGAGGCCUGUUCCUCAUCUUCCGCCACGGACCCACAGCUGCACGCUUGCCUGGUCAAGAAGUUAUGUAGCUCCAGUGAUCAGCGCCCCCCCAGAGCGAAGACCUCAGGGCCCGGCGCUCAGCAGACUGGAGAGCAGCAGCACCCUGGCCUCCCAGCACGUUUGCGGAGCCCUCCUGGUCCAGCAGGAAGCUCCUCAAAACAGGGGCGACGGUACCGCUGUGGGGAGUGUGGCAAGGCCUUUCUGCAGCUGUGCCAUCUGAAGAAGCAUGCGUUCGUGCACACGGGCCACAAGCCCUUCCUUUGCACUGAGUGUGGCAAGAGCUACAGCUCAGAGGAGAGCUUCAAAGCCCACACUCUGGGCCACCGUGGGGUGCGGCCCUUCCCCUGCCCACAGUGUGACAAGGCCUAUGGCACCCGGCGAGACCUCAAAGAGCACCAGGUGGUACAUUCCGGUGCCCGGCCCUUUGCUUGUGACCAGUGUGGCAAAGCCUUUGCCCGCCGGCCCUCCCUGCGGCUGCAUCGCAAGACCCACCAGGUGCCGGCGGCCCCGGCCCCAUGCCCGUGCCCAGUGUGUGGGCGGCCCCUGGCCAACCAGGGCUCCCUACGGAACCACAUGCGGCUCCACACAGGGGAGAAGCCCUUCCUGUGCCCACACUGCGGCCGGGCGUUCCGCCAGCGGGGCAAUCUGCGUGGGCACUUGCGGCUGCACACUGGGGAGCGCCCUUACCGCUGCCCGCACUGUGCCGAUGCCUUCCCCCAGCUGCCUGAACUGCGGCGCCACCUCAUCUCCCACACCGGGGAGGCCCACCUGUGCCCCGUGUGCGGGAAGGCCCUCCGAGACCCGCACACGCUGCGGGCUCACGAGCGCCUGCAUUCAGGGGAGAGGCCUUUCCCGUGCCCCCAGUGUGGCCGUGCUUACACGCUGGCUACCAAGCUGAGGCGCCACCUCAAGUCCCACCUGGCCGACAAGCCCUUCCGCUGCCCCACCUGUGGCAUGGGCUACACCCUCCCCCAAAGCCUCAAGCGGCACCAGCUCAGUCACCAGCCCGGGGCACCCUCCAGCCCGCCCUGUGUGCCACCUGCUGCUUCUGAGCCCACUGUGGUGCUCCUGCAGACUGAACCAGAGCUGCUGGACACUCGCAGUGGACAGGAUGGCUCCCCAGCCCAGGACGUCUUCGAGGUCACCAUUGCCGAGAGCCAGGAUAAGUGCUUUGUGGUGCCCGAAGAGCCAGGCCCCAGCGCUGGCCUGGUGCUCAUCCAUAAGGACAUGGGCUUUGGCACCUGGGCAGGAGUAGUGGAGGUGGAGACGGGCACCUGACACCCUCGCCACUCCCAGCUGAGCUCUACAUAAAGACUAGUGUUUCCGA
Camelus dromedarius (Arabian camel) is the source of this 2501-nucleotide messenger RNA. It is a transcript of the gene ZNF408, whose product is annotated as zinc finger protein 408. The transcript is spliced from 5 exons. The record is from RefSeq and is a predicted model, not a curated record. Lineage: Eukaryota; Metazoa; Chordata; Mammalia; Artiodactyla; Camelidae. Gene Ontology annotation, molecular function: RNA polymerase II transcription regulatory region sequence-specific DNA binding; DNA-binding transcription factor activity, RNA polymerase II-specific. The coding region runs from base 281 to 2452 and encodes 723 amino acids. Gene Ontology annotation, cellular component: nucleus. Gene Ontology annotation, biological process: regulation of transcription by RNA polymerase II.